GACGGGGGCUCGGGUGGGAUGUGGAUAGUGUUUGGAUUAUGGCGGAAUGACGCCUGAUGUGCCGAUCCAGCUGAGCCCGCUCUUAUUCAUAAAUGCAAAUCAUUUCUGAGCUCGUCGACUGCAAAACUUGAAGAACGGACCUGGACAGUUUACAACGCAGCUUUAAAAACGUGAAAAUGCUGCACGCGGGUUUUUGACAUCAAUCAUUUAAAAGCCCAGCUUGUGGUCCAAAUGUAAACCAAAGGUCGGCCCGGCCCCCCAUCAAAAAUUGAGUAGGCCAAAAUGGAAUCUGCAGCCACUCCCAAACUCAAGAACAGGGUUGAUGUUGUUGUUAGACAUCGACAUUCAAAGGGAAUAAUAUGUUAUUCACAUUUUCUGACCUCGAAAUGUAAGAUUGAUGUCAAGCGAGUGUCUACUAUAUGCAUAUCAGAUUGUAUUUGAACAUAGCAUAGCAAUGUAUUGAUAUCGUCAUGCGUAAAUUGCACUUUGCUCACUAACCGUUUUCUGAUUUGCUAGGCAGCAAUGAAUAUUUCAUAAUCCAGCCUCGAAACGGUCUGUAGUUAAAAAUCCAUUUAAGGGGAAAACAAAUGAAAAUAAGUGUUGUUAACAAUCCUGCCAAAUUGUAAUGAUGAAGAGCACACAAAAAAAGCACAAAGUAUAUAAAAUGAGGCUGGGAAAUUGUGAAAAAUCGGGUCGUUAUUGAGCCAGUACUACAACCUGGGAAAACGGAUGCUACUUCAUCUAGGAUUUGAGUUUGAGUCCCAAAAAUAUGUCCGCUUAGAGGGUCCGGUGGCUGAAACAUAUUCUAAUGCGGACGUGCCAGCAGACUAUCGAAAGGGAAAAUGCAUUUCGACAUGUAGGCUAGCGAGCUGACUACAAAUCGCAAGUGCUCCAGAUAACCGCCGAUACAAAAAAAAGCAGUCGAGAUGUUAGAAAUUGGGGAAGCAGCGACUCGCCCGCAUCAAAAAUCUGGAAAAUUGAAAUAGUCGUUAACAUGUCAAAUGCUAUAUCAACACAGCGGGGUACCACAUAGUUCUAGCAUAGUUUGGAAUUGAACCAACGUUUCGGGAAAACCUUUUGCCUCUAAAGUGAGAGCACAUCUACUAUAUAAUAAUACUCCAGUUCAGUGACUUUAUGAAGAAUUUACCGUCUUUUCUCUGUACUUCUAUUUUGCGAUGCUCCCACAGAAAUCGGUCAGUGAAGACAAAACCCCAAAACAUAAAACUCCUUUUACUAUUAAUUGCCCCCCACCCUAAACAAAAAAAUCUAAUAAACAUGUCAGUAAUUGCGCAGUGGAAAUAUAUUUACCUGUAUUGUCUAACUGUGCCUUUAGAGAUGAUCAGUGCUUCAUAUCUGAAUCAGAAUGCGGAACAGGACACGGAGGGCAUGUGUGCCGUGUUCAGAAUGGAGGACAUCAAACAUGCCGGAGGGCAGAGGCUAGCUAGCCGUGUCAACGCUUAUGUAAUAACACUUGUCCUGAGCAUAAAAAUGAGGAGUGGAUCCCGCCUGGAGAAAGUUCGUUUUUUUUUUUUGGGUGUGUGUUUUCCACUCACGUCGGAGCACGGCUGCGUGUCUCCGCGACCGUCGCUGAUGUGUGGGAUGUUCCUCCAAGCCGCGGGGGUCCUACUUUAGGAUCUGAAGUUUGUGCUGUAGGCGAGCCACAUCUGCGACGGCGACGGCGGUGGCGGCGGCGGGUGUGAGGCGCGCAAAACAAAGACAUCCGAAAUGAAGAAGUUCCGGAAGGUGCUGGACGGCUUGACCACCUCGUCCCCGGGCGGCGGGACUAUUGGAUCGCCGUCGUGCGGGAGCGCCGCCGGGACCCCCACCGCCGCGGCGCCGACCCCCAAAGAGAUCGACGUGCAAGAGACGCUCGUGUCGGAAAACUUUCAGCUGUGUAAGACGGUGCGCCACGGGUUCCCCUACCAGCCCACGGCUUUGGCCUUCGACCCCGUGCAGAAGAUCCUGGCCAUCGGCUCCAGAUCAGGUGGUGUUCGGAUACUGGGACGACCCGGGGUUGACUGCUUUUGUCAGCACGAGAGCGGCGCAGCGGUUCUUCAACUUCAGUUUCUGAUCAAUGAGGGCGCGUUAGUCACGGCCUGCGCAGAUGACACGUUGCACUUGUGGAAUCUUCGUCAGAGGCGGCCAGCGAUCCUGCAUUCGCUCAAGUUCAACAGAGAAAGGAUCACAUUUUGCCACCUUCCCUUUCAGAGCAAAUGGCUCUAUGUCGGGACGGAGCGCGGCAACACGCACAUCGUCAACAUCGAGUCCUUCAUUUUGUCCGGAUAUGUCAUCAUGUGGAACAAAGCCAUCGAACUCUCAACUAAAACUCAUCCAGGACCCGUAGUUCACUUGAGUGACAGCCCGAAGGAUGAAGGCAAGCUUCUGGUCGGGUUCGAGAGCGGUACAAUAGUACAGUGGGACCUCAGGGCCAAAAAGGCGGAUUUCCGAAUCUACUACGAUGAGGCCAUCCACUCAGUCAGCUGGCAUCAUGAAGGCAAACAGUUUAUGUGCAGCCACUCAGACGGCAGCCUGACCCUGUGGAACCUUAGAAACACCUCCAAGCCUAUCCAGGUCACUUUCCCGCAUGGUAAAAUACAGAAAGAUGGGAGGAAGGAAUCAUGUAAACCGAUAUUGAAAGUGGACUAUAAGACCUCAAGGAACAGUGAGCCUUUUAUCAUCUUCUCUGGAGGUCUCUCGUACGACAAGGCAGGACGGCGGCCCACGUUAACCAUCAUGCACGGCAAGGCCAUUACGGUGCUGGAGAUGGACUACGCUAUUGUCGAGUUCAUGACUCUUUGUGAGACUCCUUACAAUAACGAAGUCCAGGAUCCUUAUGCGGUGGUGGUGCUUUUAGAAAAGGAUUUAAUAGUGGUGGACCUGACGCAGAGCAAGAGCGGCGAGAUUACCCGGAACCCUCCGAGGGACGAGACUAAUUACGAGAGAAAUAAAGACAGAACAAAGGAGGCCCAUUCAGACAUUCACGUCUGUUCUGUUUGCGAUUUCCGCAGCUUCCCCGUCUUUGAGAACCCUUACCCCAUGGACAUCCACGAGUCUCCAGUUACAUGCACGGCUUAUUUUGCCGACUGCCCUCCAGACAUCAUCCCUGUCCUCUACUCCAUAGGAGCUAAACACAAGAAGACCGGCUUCAGUCAAAAGGAGUGGCCAGUUAGUGGGGGAAUGUGGACGUUGGGCUCGCACACCUACCCGGAGAUCAUCAUCACUGGACAUGCAGAUGGCUCGAUCAAGUUUUGGGACGCAUCUGCAAUUACACUGCAGAUGUUGUACAAGUUGAAGACUUCCAAAGUGUUUGAAAAGCCAAAACCCAGCGAGGGGCGCGCAGCGGAGCUGGCGGAUGACGACCCCUUUGCGGUGCAAAUGGUCAACUGGUGCCCCCAAAGUCGGAUCUUUUGCGUCGUGGGGAUCUCGGCCCACAUCAUCCUGUACCGCUUCAGCAAAUAUGAUGCCAACACCCAGAUUGUGUCUCUAGAGGUGCGACUGCAAUGCGAUCCGGAGGAUGUCAUCUCGCCAUCUGAAAAUGAAAACAAUCCCUGCUUCUCAGAGCCUCACUCGGGCUCCCACUCCCCUCAGGCCCAUCACCAACACCCAGUGAGCCCCGCCGGCGGAACACCGGAGUCUUUCAAAGACAGCACCCCCUGCCUUAAAGUAAAGGAUCGGGUGGUGCGGGUACCGCCUGGCUACCAAGCAGAGCUCGUGAUCCAGCUGCCUUGGAUCGAUGGAGAACCUCCACAGCAGAUUUCAAGCCUGGACAUCAACUCCGCCUAUGGCCUUUUGGCGUUCGGGAACUGUAACGGCCUUGCGGUGGUCGACUACUUGCAGAAAACUGUCCUGUUGUGCAUGUCCACUCUGGAUUUGUACGGAGCCGCCGAUCCCUAUCAACGCCUUACCCGCUCCCCCCGUAGGAACCGACAGUCCACCUCAGGCCUUACUGAACUAUCUGACAACCAGCAGUCUGUUGACAUGGAGAGAAGCAAGUCGCCCACCUCAGUUCAUUACCCAACCUCCCUUCACAAUGACCCACGUGUCCUGCCAGAGCCCGUGGCCAGUCUGAGAGCCAGCCACUGCAGCCCAGUCUUUUACUUAUUGGACAAUGUAAAGGGACCCGGCAGAAAGUUAAGUCUGCCAACAGAUCUUAAGACCAAUCUUGAUCAUGUGAAUGGACAUUGCACUAGUCCCACCUCCCAGCCCUGCUCGGCGGGGAAGCCUCGCGUCCCGAUGGGUCCCGAGGGGCCACGGCUUGCCCGCAGAGGCCCUGGCCGACCGCCGUUCCGCAAGGCCCAGUCUGCUGCUUGCAUGGAGAUCUCUUUGCCUGUGUCCCACACGGAAGGUUAUGCAUCCAGGAGGGCAAUGCUCCAGCAGUUACACGGAGUCACAAUGUACUCUCACGACGAGCACCACACCGCCACCCCCUACUGCUGGAGUGACAGAGAGAGCCGCGAAAACUCCUUCAGUCGCUCGCGCAGCUCCAGUGUCUCCAGCAUUGACCGAGAGACCAAAGAGGCAAUCACCGUGCUGCAGUUUGGGGAAUCCUUCGGGAGAAAGAGCGACACUUUGCCCACACCAUGUCUUUGGGUUGGUACCAGCCUUGGUGUUAUCAUACUCAUUCCAAUGUCCAUCCCCACUGACCAGGAGGAAAGGAUGGAGGAGCCGGUCACUAUUGGUCCCUGUGGGGCAGUUCUGAUGCUAAAGGGCUCCGUGUUGCGCUUUGGCUUCUUGGACUGCACGGGCGCGCACAUUCAAAGCCCCUACGAGGUUUGGCGCGAUCUCAACGCCCCUGAAGACCCCGACCGGCCACGAAAGCGCAAGCUGGUGCACUACUCGCCCUCGUCCUCCCAGGACACCUGCGGAGAGGGACAUCUGGCCAUCGUGUGCUCUGAGAGGCAGGCCAAAGUGUUCUUGAUGCCCUCGCAGUCUUGCCUCUUCGUCCACAACAUCACGGAGUCGUCCUUCGUCCUGCGGGCCGACGUGGUGUCCGUGUGUAACAGUGUGUGCCUCGCCUGCUUCUGUGCCAACGGGCACGUCAUGACGCUCAGUUUGCCAAGUCUAAGACCGCUGAUGGAUGUUAAUUACCUGCCUCUGACAGACAUGCGCAUUGCCAGAACCUUUUGCUUCACCAAUGGGGGACAGGCGCUCUAUCUCAGCUCCCCGACAGAGAUCCAGAGAAUUACAUACAGCCAGGAAAUGUAUGACAAUCUGCAGGAAAUGCUUGGAGAGCUGUUUACGCCAACAGAAACACCAGAGGCCCAGAACAGAGGCUUCUUAAAGGGCUUCUUCGGGGGAAACGCUCACACAUUCGACCGAGAGGAGCUUUUUGGGGAGGCAGCGGCGGGUAAGGCCUCCCGGAGUCUCGCCCAACACAUUCCCGGUCAGGGGGGCGUGGAGGGCAUGAAGGUGGCGGCUAGCGGGGCGGUGGGCGAGCUGGCCAGGGCCCGCAUCGCUCUGGACGAGAGAGGCCAGAGACUUGGCGAGCUGGAGGAGAGAACUGCGCUGAUGAUGACCAGUGCAGAAAGUUUCUCCAAGCAUGCUCACGAGCUCAUGUUAAAGUGCAAGGACAAGAAGUGGUACCAGUUCUAAUCCCGAGAGACAAACGAGGCCGGCUGCUGGAUUUCUGGUGGGGGGUCUUGGCGCCCGGGCAGGAAUUUUAACUCCGAUGAGAGCAAAUAACAGAGAGACUGAAGAUUGACUUUCUCUUUACGGCUUCUGAGCCAAGUGUGCCGCGUUGUUGCACAGUAAUGGGAAGAGGGAGCUCCUCAUUUGAUCGGUUUCCGAGAAAGACGGGGAGAAACGGGACGGGAGCAUUUAGAGGACUGGAUGUGCGCGUAUGUGUGUGAGUGCCUGUGCGUGUGUGUGUGUGUUCUGGCCAGGUUUGGUUUUCUGGACCUCACCGUGUAGAUAUUCAGCAAUUAAGAAAUCAACAAGACGUGCAUGAAAUUUAAAAAAAGAAAAACAAAAAAAGGAAUGACUCAAACUAUCAAACUGCCAUAUUAAAAAGCAGCAUGCUUACUUUAAUGCUACUUUAACAGGAGAUUCUAUUAUUAUUAUUUUUAUUUAAUAAUAUAUCCAACGAUGGAAACGAUGAAAAAAAACUUUCUAUUUUUUGAAAUAUUGACAAAAUCUAUAUAUAAAAAAAAAAAACAAAUGUAUACCUGCAUCGCUAUUAAGCCAAAACUUGUGUUCCUUUCCUUUUGACUUUUUUUCCAGCAAAUAUUUCUCGACACGAUUUAAUUGCACAUAGCGUUCUCUUCACAUACUGAAAUAAUACUACAACUGUUCAUAAGAGGGACUUUUGGCUGCAUUUUAGUGAAAUCGCGAAGGGAUUUUGCUAAUUAAUUCAUUGAGUUUACAUUUGGGCUGCUGCUACUUUCAAAUGCAAUCAGUGAUGAGGCUUUGUGCCACUCCCCUAUCGCAGUUUAUAAUACAGAAAAGAAUAGUUUGAGAUGUAUGCGAAGGUUUGAAGAACAUACUGGAUCUUGGAAUAAAUCUAUAUUAAUGUGCCAUAAAAAAGCAAGAUGAGUGCAAAAAGAGCUAAUAACAGGUGGUUGGCAUUUGUUUCCUGUUGCAAACAGAUGAAACGCCAAUGGAUGUUUUAAGUAUUCCAGCAUUUACUGGAGUCCUAAAAAUCAUAUUUUACCUUCAUAAAACAACCCUUAAGAGAUUUACAAUUACGUCAAUGGUUCACAAUUUGGGUCUCUGGCUUAUCAAUGCCAAAUGUGCAACUUUAGUGGGAAAUUAGGAUGUGUGUAUGUGGAAGAAUGAGUGCCACACAGGAAAAAAAAUGAUAAUACAAAAAUACAAUACACUAAGUCUCUGCCAAAGGAAUUUAAAAAAAAAAAAGGACUACCACCCUGUCAUAUCUCUCCAAUUCAGAUGUUAAAAGUUGUGACUUGUUGUAUUUUCAGGAUUUUAAUGGACCUGCGUUGUUCAUAACAGUGAUUGUUGCUGUCACCGCGAUGGCGGUGCAAAGAGGAGUCGGCAUCGCCAUCCGUCCGGCCGACUUCCUCGUGAGUCGUUUAUCAGUAAAUGGUUCACAAAAAAAGACAAAAAAAAAAUGAAUAAACAACAGUAUUUUUCCAGUACUAUUCAGAUGUGAGUCAGUGAAGAUGUUCAUGUGUAAAACAGCAGCAAUUUCAACUAAAGGCAACUGUGUUACUUUGAUUUCAUUCAGUAUUGUUCUUGAUGAUUAUGGUAUCCUCUUGUCGCAGUCCUAUAUUUGAUGGUGACGGCCUCCCAAAAUGGAGGCUCUUGUGUGUGAAAAACAACAAAACGUUUCAUGAUACAUGGUGGUGUAUCAUAUUGUGAUUGUGCUGUACAUGUCAGUGCCAAGCGACACGAGCCGGCGGCAUUGAGUGAAGAGGAUCUUUUGUACCGUGUAUUUGUCUGUAUUUUAAAAUGAUAAAAGGGGGUGGGGGUGGGGAUCUCUUGACACAUCAGGCCUUUUAUGCACACGUGCGUCGACAAAAAUUAAUCACUGCGCCUCGAUUAUGUUAUCACGCCCGCUUUUAGGUGCACAAACACACACGCAAAGCAAAGAGGAAAAAUAACCGCGGUGAUGUUUAAUUGCAUUAGUUGACAUUUAAAAACUGCUUUUCAGGCUCAAAUUUAAUUGAUGAGCCACACGCGUUCGCCAUUAGCAUUUAUUUUGAUUCAGCGAGACAUCUUAAACAUCAAAAAUAUUUCUCUGUACCUUCAAUUAAAUUUAUGUUCCACAUUGAAAGACAGAGAAAAGGUAAAAAGAAAAAACAACGUGACUCUACUGACAGGGUUGUAUUUAUAUGUUUUGUUUUUGUUUAUUUAUAAUAAUUGUACUUUUGAAUUUUGGGUGGAGCAAACAAAUAUAUCAUACAGAUGGGGUAUUUUUUUUUCCUACAUAUGUUGUACCUGUCACUGCUGGUACCCCGAAUCUGUCAAAACCACUGAAACUCUUGUUCUUCACAUAUCCUUGAAAAAAAAAAAAAAAAAACAUUUCUCUUUUUUUUUCGCGAUGAUGGCAGCAAAGUUUGUCUUAUUAAAAUUGAUUCUACCACUUUUUUCUUCUUAUGAAUAUUAUACUAGUGUAAUAGAGAUUACUUGACUAAAAGAGCUGAACAUAUGUUGAU
Syngnathoides biaculeatus (alligator pipefish) is the source of this 8114-nucleotide messenger RNA. It is a transcript of the gene stxbp5l, whose product is annotated as syntaxin binding protein 5L. Gene Ontology annotation, biological process: regulation of exocytosis; regulation of protein secretion. Lineage: Eukaryota; Metazoa; Chordata; Actinopteri; Syngnathiformes; Syngnathidae. The transcript is spliced from 31 exons. Gene Ontology annotation, cellular component: cytoplasm; plasma membrane; SNARE complex. The record is from RefSeq and is a predicted model, not a curated record. Gene Ontology annotation, molecular function: syntaxin binding; myosin II binding; GTPase activator activity. Bases 1726 to 5592 code for a protein of 1288 amino acids.